Molecule: messenger RNA, 1038 nt
Organism: Salvia splendens (bonfire salvia)
Lineage: Eukaryota; Viridiplantae; Streptophyta; Magnoliopsida; Lamiales; Lamiaceae
Exons: 1
Coding region: 1-1038 (345 amino acids)
Biological process (GO): defense response
Source: RefSeq, a predicted model, not a curated record
AUGUCUCGAGUCCCUUUCGAGCUCCUAGAGCUCACCAUCCUCUCGGCCCAGAAUCUCGCCCCCGCCUCCCAAAAUCUACCAAAAAAUCUAUGCAAAAACCUGUCCAAGCAUCACAAAACCUACGCGGUCGCAUGGAUCGACCCGACCCGCAAGCUAAAAACCCGACCCGACACCAAGGGCAAUAACAACCCGCAUUGGAACCAGAAGUUCGUGUACCGGGUCGAGGACAAGCACAUGGACUCGGAUACGGCCUCCGUCGUCAUGGAAAUCUACGCGGUCGGGUGGUUCAAAGACAACCUCGUCGGCUCCGUCACCGUUUUAAUCCGCGACCUCAUCCCGGCGGACGUCCGCCACGAGCGCCGAGUGGUGGCCCUCCAGGUCCGCCGCCCCCACUCGGGCCGGCCCCAGGGCAUCCUCAGCGUCGGCGUCGCCCUCCUCGACAACACCAUGAAGAGCAUGCCGCUCUGCCCGGCGUUCGUCGUCUCCGGAGAUAAAAAAUUGACCCGGACGCUCAGCGAUCAGACGGAUUUGUCACGGAUGCCCGGGGAGAAGAAGCGGAAGACGGUUGGUCUUAUUUGCCCCUUCGCCGGCGACAUCGCCGCUGACAUCGCCUGCGACGGCACCGGCAACGGCGCCGAUGAGUCGGUGAUAUCGGAUUUGGGGCCUUCGCCGUCGGUGGUGGCGAUCGCGGUGGCGCACGGGCUGUAUCCGCUGCAGCAGCGGACGGCGGCGGCGAAUACGGGGAGCUUGGUGCUGGAGGAUUGGACGGUGCGGCGGGAGGAGGCGAAGGUGGAGGAUUUGCAGACGAAGCUGGAGCAAUGGCGAUUGGACCAAGGGUACCAGAGGCUCGGGAACACCGGCGAUAAUAAGAGGCAGGGGAAGAGCAUCCACCGCCGGAGUAGAACGGCCGAAGGCAGCGAGGGCGACGGCAUGUUCUCAUGCUUCGGGAAUGCAUGCGGUUGCGAAUUCGCCGUCAGUUACGGUGGCGGCGGGAAGAAUCGCCACCGUGAUUCCACUAGCGGAAUUGUAAUUUCUUGA